GUAAAAAGAAGUCGAAACAAUUUAAAGGUACAGCCACAUCGAGUGCUCUGAGGUAGCAGUAAUAGAGAAGAGAGGCUGAGGCCGUUAUCUUCCCGCGAAGCGUUGCGUCCCACUCCCCGUAAACUCGUCACUUUUCGUUAAUUAUGGCGUCGAUUUCAGUGCUUGCAUCUCUACAACCAUCCCUGAGUUUAUCUGUUUCCAAAUUUUCGACUACGGUACGUCAUCGUGUUGCUGUUUCUCUUCUGUUAUAUACGUGUGUGUGUGUGUAUAGCGGCCAUUUGGUGUUUCAGGGAUGCUGCGGAACAACUACUACUGUUUCUCUUCAUGAACCUCAGAAGUCUUCCCAUUCGAAUAUAUGCGGGAACCCUGCGGCUCAUGGGCAAGUCAUUGAGCGAAGAGGAGUGUUAAUAUCAGCUAUUGGAAUCCUUGCUGGAUACUGGUGGGAUGCGGCAAUUGAUGGGAUGGCCAUGGCAUCUGAAUUCACCGACAUGCCUGCAAUCAGGGGGAAGGACUAUGGCAAGACUAAAAUGCGGUAUCCAGACUACACAGAGACAGAGUCAGGUCUUCAGUACAAGGACUUGAGAGUUGGAAAUGGCCCCACACCAAAGAUGGGAGAGACUGUAGUGGUUGAUUGGGAUGGUUUCACCAUAGGAUACUAUGGCCGCAUAUUUGAAGCCCGAAAUAAGACCAAGGGUGGUUCCUUUGAGGGAAAUGACAAGGACUUCUUCAAAUUUAGAGUAGGAUCGCAUGAGGUGAUACCAGCUUUCGAGGAAGCUGUUUCAGGCAUGGCUCCGGGUGGUGUUAGAAGGAUCAUAGUGCCGCCAGAAUUGGGAUAUCCUGAGAACGAUUUCAACAAGAGUGGCCCAAGACCAACAACAUUCUCGGGCCAACGAGCUUUGGAUUUUGUACUGAGGAACCAAGGGCUGAUAGACAAGACUCUUUUGUUUGAUAUUGAGCUCCUCAAAAUCUUAUCGAACUGAUUACACGUCGAGGUCAGCACGUGUCGCCAAUGCCAAGAUCUGAAAAUUGAGGGUGCAUAAAGAUUAUGACCUGGCAGAGAGACAUGGAACAUCAUCAUCUUGACGAUAAUGAAUGUGAGCUUCUAUUGUUUUUAUAUUAGCACUGGCCCUUGAUCGGUGGACAGAGAGAUCUAUUUUUUAUAUUUUACCUUUUAUUUCUUUUGUUGGGAUCUAAAUAUUAUGGCAAGUAGCUUCGAUUGGUUUUGUUACCACUUGUCAUUGCCCAGCAAAGUAAGAAAGGCUACUAGCCGGCCCUUGUAAUUAGAAUUUUUGUUUCAAGAUUCGGUUGUACCAUCAUAUCAUUAUCAUUGUAACUACAUGCGAGUGGAGAAAGGCUGAACUCUUUUUUUGCGGAA
Molecule: messenger RNA, 1375 nt
Organism: Juglans microcarpa x Juglans regia
Lineage: Eukaryota; Viridiplantae; Streptophyta; Magnoliopsida; Fagales; Juglandaceae
Product: peptidyl-prolyl cis-trans isomerase FKBP19, chloroplastic
Exons: 10
Coding region: 144-980 (278 amino acids)
Cellular component (GO): chloroplast; thylakoid
Molecular function (GO): peptidyl-prolyl cis-trans isomerase activity
Source: RefSeq, a predicted model, not a curated record